Messenger RNA from Prunus avium (sweet cherry), 982 nucleotides. NCBI's taxonomy places the organism in Eukaryota, Viridiplantae, Streptophyta, Magnoliopsida, Rosales, Rosaceae. The record is from RefSeq and is a predicted model, not a curated record.
GAACCUAAGAAAGUUGAAGUACAUUAAGAAUUUCCAUCAGUUUGAUCUGCAAUUCAAGAAGCACUGCGAGGAGGGGAAGUUACCAAACUAUGUGGUGGUGGAGCAAAGGUUCUUUGAUGUGUUAUCAUUUCCUGCAAAUGAUGAUCACCCGUCCCACGACGUCUCUGAAGGCCAGAAGUUUAUAAAAGAAGUGUAUGAAGCAUUAAGAGCAAGUCCCCAAUGGAAUGAAAUGUUGUUUGUAAUAAUAUAUGACGAGCAUGGCGGUUUCUAUGAUCAUGUUCCAACACCUGUCACGGAUGUUCCUAGUCCAGAUGAUAUCGCUGGUCCUGAGCCAUACAACUUCAAAUUCGAUCGUCUUGGUGUUCGGGUUCCAGCCAUUUUAAUCUCUCCAUGGAUUGAACGUGGAACAGUGUUGCAUGGGCCUUCAGGGCCAUAUCCCUCAUCAGAAUUCGAGCACUCCUCAAUCCCAGCAACUGUGAAGAAGAUUUUCAACCUAAAAGAGUUUCUUACAAAGCGUGAUGCUUGGGCGGGAACCUUUGAGGGUGUCUUGAGUAGAUCAACCCCAAGAACUGACUGUCCAGUUACUUUGCCCGAACCUGUGAAACUACGAGAGACUACAUCCAAAGACGGGGCCAAAAUGAGUGAUUUUCAAGAAGAAAUAGUGCAAUUGGCAGCAGCCAUAAAUGGGGACCAUAGAAAGGAUAUUUAUCCCAACAAACUGGUGGAGAAGAUGUCUGUUUCCAAGGCUGUCAAUUAUGUGGAAGCAUCGUUUAAGAAAUUUUCAGAUGAAUGCGAGAAAGCCAGGGAAAGUGGAGCAGACGAAUCUGAGAUUGUGGUCUGUGCAACCUCACUUGAAUCGCCAUCUCCCAAGUCGUUUGCUAAAAAGAUGUUUUCUUGCUUGGUUUGUGAUCACUGAUGAUGACUCAAAUUUUCAUUUUCAUUUUUUGUUUUUUGAAUUGAUUCCUAAGAUUUGGUUUGUAAU